Molecule: messenger RNA, 6470 nt
Organism: Xiphophorus hellerii (green swordtail)
Lineage: Eukaryota; Metazoa; Chordata; Actinopteri; Cyprinodontiformes; Poeciliidae
Product: muscleblind-like protein 2a
Exons: 9
Coding region: 625-1797 (390 amino acids)
Biological process (GO): regulation of RNA splicing
Cellular component (GO): cytoplasm; nucleoplasm
Molecular function (GO): metal ion binding; RNA binding
Source: RefSeq, a predicted model, not a curated record
AAAUGACGGUCGUACAGUAAGCUGUCAAAAGCUUGUUGCUUAAAUCUUUGCAGCGCUGCAAAGUGGUGAAGAAAUUAGGUCGGACAAGCUUUAAUUCUUGGUGCAGGGCAGGAAUUAGACGGACUGUUGAACAGACACAUUGGGGGCACUUGACAUCUUGUUUUCCGCUAGUUCAGUCGCCGUUUUGUCCGUGUGUCCUCCUGGCUGCUGCUGCGUGAUAUCCUUUCCUAACGAUGAGAUCAGCAAAAGAAGUGCCUUUGAGAAGACAACCCCAGUCUGAAGUUGGUUCCCAGUCAUAGCUGGCCUAUGCUCUGUUUUCAAAGACCAAUCUAAGAACUAGCAUAUGAAAUCUCGACAGAAAACCUUUUGGUGCAAGUUUGCACACAUUCAGCACCAAGAAGAUUACUGAACUUUAGCCAUAAGAAGAAGAAACGGAGAGAAGAAAAUGACCUAAGAACGUUUUGCUGAAAUAACAUCUGGAUGUGGAUUCUUAAAAAAAAAAAAGAAAAGAACAAAGCUGCAUUUACACUUACAUGUUGUAAUAAUUUCCAGCUUUUAUUGUGGGAUUUCUUUGAACCGUGAAGUUGACAUUUAACAUUUACUGUGUGGUGAAACCUCUUGGACAUGGCGCUAAAUAUGUCUUCAGUAAGAGACACCAAAUGGCUGACAUUGGAAGUCUGUCGCCAGUUUCAGCGGGGAAACUGUUCACGCAGUGAUGAGGAAUGCAAAUUUGCACAUCCACCCAAGAGCUGCCAGGUGGAAAAUGGAAGAGUCAUUGCCUGCUUUGACUCUUUGAAGGGCAGAUGCUCAAGAGAAAACUGCAAGUAUCUCCAUCCUCCUUCUCAUCUGAAAACCCAGUUGGAGAUAAAUGGGCGCAACAACCUUAUCCAGCAGAAGACAGCUGCUGCUGUGCUUGCUCAGCAGAUGCAGCUGAUGAUCCCUGGACCAAGUCUGCAGCCUAUGGGACUUGGCACUAAUACCAGUCUUGGUUAUGGGUCAUAUAUCACCCCUUUGAACCAUGGAAUGAGUCUCAUUCCCUCAGACAUCCUCUCCAGCACCCCAGUUCUUGUCCCUGGCAGCUCAGCUGUCACGGUCCAGUGUUCCUCCUCCUCCUCUUCCUCAUCUUCUUCUUCUCCAUCACAGAAGCUGCCGCGUGCAGACAAAUUAGAGGUGUGCCGGGAGUUUCAGCGGGGUAACUGCUCGAGAGGGGAGACAGAUUGCCGCUUUGCUCAUCCCACUGACAGCCCAAUGAUUGACACCACUGAUAAUACAGUCACUGUUUGCAUGGACUACAUCAAGAGCCGCUGCUCCAGGGAGAAGUGCAAGUAUUUUCACCCGCCUGCACACUUGCAGGCCAAAAUCAAAUCCAGUCAACAACAAGUCAGUCAGAGCGGGGUGGCAGGCCAGGCCACAGCUGCAGCCAUGACUCAGUCGACCGCCAAAGCAAUGAAGCGACCCCUCGAGGCAGCUGUAGACCUGGCCUUCCCACCCAGCAUCCUGCAGCCCCUACCAAAGAGACCAGCCCUUGAGAAGAGCAGCUGGGCCAGCACUCUCCUUUCACCCAGUUUAUUGCACUACCAGCAGGCUCUGGCUAAUUCACAGUUACAGCAGGCUACAGCAGCAUUUUAUCCUGCAGGUUCUGUCUUGUGCAUGACUCCUGCUAACAACAUUGAUCAUCCUCAAGUAACCAUCAGAAACAGACGUCAGUGCCACGUCGCAGCAGUUAAAGGUCCUUUACAACCUCCGUACAAACAGUCUACUAGCAUCACACACAGCAUACAACAACCUGCAUGUUAAUAAUGUUGCUACUGAAAUUAGGGUUACUUUACAUUAUAGAAGCUUUGCUGUAAGUGCACGCUUUUGCGCCUGUGUUAAAUGCAUUUUCAAUAAUUUGCGUGAUGCGUUGCCCCCGUUUGCCGGUUCUGUUGAAGUCAAGGAUGAAAGUAUUUUGUCUCAUUAUACACAUUGUACAGUAACCUGGUCUGUUUAAAAGGCAUUUCUGAACAAUUGCAAAUAGAAAAGUCACAAACAGCAGACAAAACAGUAUAAAUACAAUAUAAAAAUCUUCUUUUGAACUAAUCUCAACACUUGUAAACCAUUUAAGUAUGUAGAUAUUUAUGGUUGAAAACAUUGAGUUUGGUCACAGAAAUUUCAGGUUGGUCCUAUAUUGCAGAUUGUUUUUAUCUUCUUGAAUGUGCUAUUUAAUUAAAGUUUUUUUUUUAAUGACAAUUUCAUAGUGCCAGAUUUAAAUAUAUUUAACAAACCAGUGGAAAGCACUUAUUCUAACUUUUAACCUCAUGUUGUGUAAAAUGAUAGCUGGCUUAUGGACAUCCCUUUAAAAUGCUCAGAGAGAUCCCCAGAGAACUGGAUCAGUGCUCCACCUUCUGGUGUGCCUUUGCAUUGCAUAGACAGGCUCUAUGCUGAGAGGAAAUGCUGUAUAAUUCAUCUGAUGUCAAAUAGCAGACCCACUCAUAAAACGUUAUGUCCUUUUAACAAUAUAAACUUCAUAUUACAAGUCAGAUGCUUAGAAGAUACGGAUUAAACUAUAGGAAGAGCGGCUACAGACUUGAAAGAUUGCUAGGAAUACAACUGCUAAUAUUUAAACUAAAAUUGUUGUGUGAACAUUGUCAGAACUGUUUUGUUUGAAUGUUAUAAGUGCCUAAACAAUCGUAGGUAGAAAUGCAAAACGCAGUCCUUAUUUUCACAAAGUAUAGAAGUUACUUUCUCUGAACUUAGAUUUUAUUUUGAGUUCCUGGAACUUUCCUGAAUCUUAUUAGUUACUUUCUCAAACUUACUGAGUUCCUAUAGAAAAGGAGCAGCAUUUUGAAGUGACUUGUAACUUCUCUUGUACUUACUAUGUGUUAAAUCAGUCCAAGUACCUUGCAGGUACAUAGAUACAACCCACCUCAUAAUAUACCCUGCGUCAUGAAAAUAUUCAGUAUGUUCCAGGAAAGUACCUAGCAAGUUUUGUGUAGGUUCCUGAAAAGAGAACUUGGUAAGUUCUAGAAAAGUUCCACAGGGUACCUGGUAAAAUCCAGAAAGGUUCCACGAAAGUUCCAGGAAAAUACCUGGUAGGAUCUGGAAAAGUUCCAGGAAAGUGUCAAGUUUUAGGAAAGGAUGACCUCUACGUUCCUGAAAAGUAACCUCUAAAUCCAGUGAAGUUCAGGCUGUAUUUUAUAGUGCUACUGAAUUGUACAUGCAAUGACAUCUGAGAAUACUUCAAAGGUUUUUUGUGAAAAUCACUUCAGUAAUGUACUAAUUAAGUCACUGAUGUUUGAGAUAGAUUUCCAUGCGUAGUUUGCAGUGCAAUGUCAGUGCUUUAGUAUUUUCUCGAAAUUCAGAUAAGGUUUUGUCCUUGAAUAAAUUUCUCACCGAUGUUCAAACAGGUGUGUACUGUGCAUAGGACCUAAUAUCCAGGUUUAAAAUUAUAUUGUUAAAAACUAUGUUAAAAUACUUUUUGGUUUGAUAGAAUUUCAGAAGUAAAAAUUGUUUUGGUGAAAUGUAUUUGUGUGGUUAAACCAUCACAGCAGCCAGACUGACAUUUGUUUCUUUUAAGAGAAUCAUUUCUCUCUUGUAUAUUUGUAUUUUCUAUUCCAUCUUUUAGUUCUGGUUCUUACAAACUUUUGAUGAUUCUGCAUUUGUUUACCAUCCUUGAAUCAUUUUACACUUCAUUAGUUAAUACUAAAAUAAUUACAUAUGGAUAUUUUGCUAGUUUAGGACACUUAAAAUGUAUUCUAUUAUAUUUUAUGAUGAAUGUAAUUUAUUAAACUGACUUUGAAUCUGUUCAGUUCCUUUAAACACCUUGACUUGUAGUUUUAGACUAUUAAAAUAAAAGAAUCAGGAUAAAGAAGAAACUGAAAACAUUCAGUCCUUGUCACUGCCUUGUUACCUGUAAGAGACAAUGAAUGUCUGUAUAAACAAGGCUGUUAAGUUGCUUAUGUGCAGAAGUGCAUUGUACCACUUGUACAAAGAUCUGAAACUAAAACAGCUUGUGAUUUAAUGAUACUAUUCAGAAUGUUUGCAUAGCACUUUCUUUUUAAAUGUUACAAAGUGCUUCACUUUUUAUUUCAAAAAACUGAAUUUUGUUCAGAAAGAUCUUCACAAGAUUAGAAUAAUAAAAUGUGUAAUAAAGAAAUUAAGAUAUUUAAUUGGAUGUCAGGAAUUAAAGCAAUUGAAAACUUUGCAAAAUGAUGCACAUCCCUUGAAAUUUUUUAAUUUUCUUUUACUUUAAAGCCACAAACUUUAGUAUUUUAUAGGUAUUUAUUUAAUAAACAAAGACAAAGUGAACAUAAAAGGAUACAUGAUUUUGAUUUAUUUUAACAUAAGAUCAAAAACAAAUCUAAAGCAGUUGUUUUUAAGCUCUGAUACGCCUAAAGAAAACGUAACAGUAACAAUUAGGCCUCAUAAGUUUCAUAUUUUUGGAUCUGCAAAGACCUCAGUGGGAGAAUCUUGACAACACAAUUGCUAAUGUUUCACUUUUCAAAUCUGACCUUCAUGGAAGAGUGCCGAAAAGUGGAAAGACAUAAAAAGUACAUCUUGAAGUUUGUUACAAGGCAAGUAUGGCACAUAGCUAAAAUGUGGAAGAAUGCACUUUGGUCAGAUGAGAAAAAAAUUUAACCAUUCGACUUAUGUCUAAAGUUGUAUGUGUGGCAGAAAACCAGAGUCCUCCAUGAAAUACUUCAAGCCAUACUGUGACACCUUUUGGUUGUCUAUAGGCUAAAAAGACCAGAAGCAUGUUUGGGGCUGCAGUCCACUCAAUACUAAUACACCCCUGGGAUACAGCAGAAAAUUGUCACAGCUCGGUAUCAGCUGACAUAUGUAGGAGUGAGCCAGCUUUCUGACUCAAAGGGUGAUGUAGCGAUUUACUGCAAUCGUGCAUCACUUCACUCACAUCAUUUCUUGGUAUUAACACACCCUAGAGGGUUUGUGCUGGAGAGGGGAUAGAUCACUGGCUGUCAGUCAAGGGUAGAUUCUUCAGAACCAUUUGUGCAUGAAAAAGGACAAAACUGGUAAUGUGUUCAAAUGCUUAGAACGGAAUAUGUUGGACAAUCAUUUUCCUCUUGUUUUUCAAAAGCUACGUUUUUAACUUGAUUUGUGAUUUAAGAACAGUGGUUUAUUGUGGUUUACAAAAUAAUUUUUUGUGAAAAAGGAUUCUAACUUACCAUAUUGCCCUGAACGUGCAGUUCAGUGCAAUACUGCUUGUGAAACAUUGUCAUGGCAGCAUUAACCUGUGAGGAUGCUGGUCUGAGUUCAAAUGAAGAUGCAAUGAACUAAAUAGAGGGUAAUCCUGGAAGAAACGCUGUUGGAUGCUGGAAAGGGUUUGAGAUUAAAGUUGAGUUCACGUUCUAGCAGGAUGUGGUAGCUUUCAACAUACAGCCAGAGCUACAGUCAAGUGAUUAUCGCAAGACUCAUGUGUCCCAGUCAAAGUCCAGACUUAAAUCUACUUGAAAAUCUGCAGCACUUCACAAUUAUGCCCUACUUUGUCUUUGUCUCUUACAUAAAAUCCAUUAAAAUACUAUAAAGUUUGUACUGGUAAUGCAACAAAGGUAAAUACUAUUGGGAGGAACUGUAUGUAAAUUUAUUUACAGAACUAAACAAUUUACAGUGGAACAAAACACUAAAACGUUUUGCAUACGUAGCCAAAUUAGCUAUCCCAAGACCUUACUAGUGUCUUUAAAAGUAAAAAUAAAAUCCCUUUUAAUUGAGAAUCUCAAAUCUUAUAUAAAGUCCCUGAUGUCUCUAAUGCUAGUUGUGAGUUCAUUUCUUACACACUGCUCUAUUUAAUGCUGAAACAUUAAUACUUCAGCAGCUGUAUUCAGUUUUAAAGUAUGAUUGCUUUAAACUUCAGUUUGUCACUAGCUGUGGAUAUGAGAUUUUUUUUCUUUUUCUUUUAGCUUUCAACUGUAAAGCCUAUUUCUGAAUAUUUGUGUUACUUUUACAGACUAAGAGCUUAGUAGGAGGAGCAUGAGGCCGUUUUAGAGUUGGAUAUUUAAGACAUGAGGAUUUGGACAUUAAGAAUGUUCAGUCUUACUGAAAGAAACACCUCUCUUCAGCACUUUGGCAACUGUCAAAUGACUAAGAUGAUUUCUUUGUGAUAUUUGCCUUAUCUUUGAUCUAUCCUGAGUUUGUAUUUGUUCUGAAACUAUUGCAUUGUUCAGUGAAAAUAAAGUUGACAGAUGUUUUUGUUAAUAUUCAAUAAGUUUAGAGUUGUGGUUGCAGAUUGUAUGACGAACCCAAAUGACAUGCUGACAUGCCUGACGUUUAUUUGAUUGAUCAGCCUGGCAAUGUGUAUGAUUCAUUUAAAGAGUUAGCCAUCUCUUAAAGCAGCCAUUCUGCUGAAAUCAGGUUGCAUCCUGGUGGGAGCUGUUUGUUCAUAAUAAUACAUUUCAUGUGGACAGUUUUGUUCAUGUAAAUUCAAAAUUGUGUAAAAUUUGAGAUAUUGCAAAUAAAGUAAUGUCAUAUACAUGCAA